AGACCCAUCAAUACUAAACAAACGGAAGACCUUGGUGGUACCCCCUGUAGGUCUCCUCCAUAUAGUUUGCAUUCAUUGACUUUUUUUGCAUCACAAGGUACAAAACAGGAGUCUGAUGCCUUGGAGUAUGCUUUUGAUCUUCUGGAAGUUGGAUGUACAGGGACAAUUGAAGUUAUUUCAGAAUCAAUCAAUAAAUCCUCUAAGGAAGAACUAAAACCACUGACUACUCUUCCUUGUGGUUUACCUCCUCUGUUUGCUCCAGAUUUGAAGUCUGAUUUAGAGAAAUAUCUUUUGGAUCCCACCACCCUGCCCAUCCAUGACUUUCACAAAACACAAAGGUUUUGGCCCCGUGAAAGAGACCCAGAGAGCCUGUUGUUUUCAGAUGUCUGUCCUGUUCCAUCAACAUUGAAAGUAGAGAGAAAUCCAACAACUGGAGAGCUUCUGGGCUAUAAUGAGGUGAUGUUGACAGAUACCGGAUCCACUGCUAAAAAUUCCAUGUCCCUGUUACGACAACCUGGACCACUGUCUGCCUCUGUGAGAGGAGAGUCAACAAAUUAUCCUUUUUUACCAGGUGGUAUGGAGGCUCCAGAAACUACAAAACCAGACCUUGUGUUUGAUGGGGAGCUGAACUUUGAGAAAGAUCUUCUUUCUGUGCCACCGGGAUUUGAAAAAGGAGUUUCUUUUAGUGAUGCAAAAGAGGAGCAAGAAGGAGAUUCCUAUACCUCUGUGCCCCAAGUCUUGGCCAUGUCUGACAUCAUGGCUGGCACAACACUGGAAGACUUAGAGUACAGUGAUGAUGGUGAUGAUCUCGAUUCAGAUGAAGACGACAUAGAUCAGUUGCCAGAGAAGGGAGAAUCUGUUAUUGACCCAGAGGACAGUACAGAAGAAAGGACAAAUGUGGAGGUGGAGAGGGUAGUAGACAGUGUUUGUGUGACAAAGUGUAUUCAUGUCAGUCUUUUUCCUCUUGUAUCUGCAGAUCUUCUUUCUGUGCCACCGGGAUUUGAAAAAGGAGUUUCUUUUAGUGAUCCAAAAGAGGAGCAAGAAGGAGAUUCCUAUACCUCUGUGCCUCAAGUCUUGGCCAUGUCUGACAUCAUGGCUGGCACAACACUGGAAGACUUAGAGUACAGUGAUGAUGGUGAUGAUCUCGAUUCAGAUGAAGACGACAUAGAUCAGUUGCCAGAGAGGGGAGAAUCUGUUAUUGACCCAGAGGACAGUACAGAAGGAGGUCUCCAGAGGCAUGAUAGCCUUGAAAAUGUGUUAGUGGAGAGCCAAGAUUUGGAGAACAAAUUAACUUCAGCAACUCCUGUUAUAGAUAAACCAGUCAAGGAGGAAUGGGCUAUAAUGGUAGAUGUGACAGAACCUGUGAGAGAUUUUCACAAGCGAGUUCCUGAUAUGGCCCACAAGUGGAAGUUUGAGCUGGAUACUUUUCAGAAACAGGCCGUGCUUUGUUUGGAAAACAACGAGAGCGUCUUUGUUGCUGCUCACACAUCCGCUGGAAAGACUGUAGUAGCUGAAUACGCCAUCGCUCUGUCCAACAAACAUAUGACGAGGACUGUGUAUACGUCACCAAUCAAGGCUUUGUCCAAUCAGAAGUUUCGUGAGUUCAAGGAUACUUUUGAGGAUGUUGGUUUAUUAACGGGUGACGUGCAGAUCAGACCUGAGGCUUCCUGUCUUAUCAUGACCACGGAAAUUUUACGUUCCAUGUUAUACAACGGUUCAGAUGCCAUACGGGAUGUCGAGUGGGUCAUUUUUGACGAAGUUCACUACAUUAACGACGACGAGAGAGGCGUUGUGUGGGAAGAAGUUUUGAUUAUGUUACCGGCUCAAGUCAAGAUCAUAUUGUUAUCAGCCACAGUACCUAACACUCUGGAAUUUGCGGACUGGAUAGGACGCACCAAGAAGAAAAAGAUCUACGUCAUCAGCACUCCGAAACGCCCAGUCCCUCUCCAGCAUUUCCUGUACACGGGUAACAGUAAUAAGACAAGUAACGAGCUGUUUAUGAUCGUGGAUGCUAACAGUAAAUUUUUGACGCGCGGUUACGAAGCAGCUGUGACGGCGAAGAAAGAGCGAGAGGGGAAAGGAAAGGAUGCUUAUGGCUCCAAGACUCACCAAAGUACAAAUAUCAAGGAGGAUCGCAACAUCUGGUUGUCUUUGAUUGAAAUGCUUCGUAAGAAGGAGAAGCUUCCUGUGGUGGCUUUUACCUUCUCACGCAAGAGAUGCGACGACAAUGCAGAUCAGCUGAGUAACCUUGACCUCACCACCUCCACCGAGAAAAGUUUGAUCCAUGUCUUCAUUCAGAAAUCCGUGGCGAGACUCAAAGGCUCCGACAGACAAUUGCCACAAGUUUCUAGGAUACAAGAGCUCCUAAAGCGUGGUCUUGGUGUGCACCAUAGUGGAGUACUGCCCAUCAUAAAAGAGAUGGUGGAAAUGUUAUUUGGACGAGGACUAGUGAAGAUUCUGUUUGCCACUGAAACGUUUGCUAUGGGAGUUAACAUGCCAGCGAGGACAGUGGUAUUUGAUUCAAUCAGGAAACACGACGGUUCAAGCUUCAGAGAUCUCUUGACCGGGGAAUACAUUCAGAUGGCUGGCCGUGCGGGGCGGAGAGGCCUGGAUCCUACCGGAACCGUUAUCAUAUUAUGUAAAGGAAACAUACCUCUUAUGGCUGACCUCCAUAAGAUGAUGCUGGGGAAACCGACUCAACUGGUCUCUAGAUUCCGUCUUACAUAUUCUAUGAUAUUAAAUCUCUUACGAGUGGAAGAGCUGCGUGUAGAAGACAUGAUGAAAAGAAGUUUUGCCGAGUUCCACAUGCAGAAAGACUCGCAGGAAAGAAAACGCGAAAUGGAGGAAGUAGAGAAAAAAUUACAAAAUAUAAAAGAGGUGGACUGUACGUUUUGUGCGGAGGAUUUGAAGUUGUACUUUAAGGAUUGUCGAGAGCUGUCGAAAUUGACAAGAACGGUUCAGGCAGCCAUCCUUUCGUCUCCCCACGGUCAGCGUGCUCUCUCUCCUGGGCGUGUUGUGACUAUAAAUACCGAUGAACACAAAAAUGCUUUAGCUGUGAUAUUACGAACAGAAAACGUCUCGGCUCAAGGCUACUCAACUGUGCAGUCUCAAUUAGUGUCCAGUCCAAAAGACAAGAAGUUUGAGGUCCUGGUGAUCUGUGACGCAGAGGACCAAAAAUCAGGUAAACGCAUAAAUUUACCAAUUGAAAAUGAUUUGCAAGUGGUGUUCACUACGAUUAUGAUUAACAGCGCACCAACAGGUGCAUUAGACAUGGAUGAUGACGUGCAGCCUUUUGUAAAGCGAAGGUUAUUUUUACCCGAAGGACGAUGUUCUCACAGCAUUGUACAAGUGAAUGGAAGUGAAAUCAGUGCUAUUACUGUUCGUCAAGUGAAGUUGGAUACGAACAGGAUUAUUGAAGACCAUAAAAAGAGAAUGCUGCCAAGAUUUAGGAAUGACUUGCCUGGGAAAACUACCAUCAGUGCUGAGCAAGAACUGUUAAGACUGUCCGAGGCUAAUCCUGAAGGACUGGGUACUAUGGAUCCUGUUACAGACUUCAACAUCCGGGACUUAGAUAAUAUGACAACGAUAGCGCGAAAACAGAGCCUCGAAAAACGAAUGACGAACUACGCUUGUUUAAACUGUCCCAAGUUAACAGAACACUUUAAAUCCGUUGCGGACCAGAUGAAGUUACGUGAACACGUGACCACUCUGAGGUUUCUAUUGUCAGACGAAAGUCUCCAACACAGAGAAGAAUUGCAGCAAAGAAUAGAGCCUUACUUUGUAACGGAAACGAAUGACUUGCCUGGGAAAACUACCAUCAUUGCUGAGCAAGAACUGCUAAGACUGUCCGAGGCUAAUCCUGAAGGACUGGGUACCAUGGAUCCUGUUAAAGACUUCAACAUCCGGGACUUAGAUAUGGUGACAAUGAUAGCGCGAAAACAGAGCCUCGAAGAACGAAUGGCGAACUACGCUUGUUUAAACUGUCCCAAGUUUACAGAACACUUUAAAUCCGUUGCGGACCAGAUGAAGUUACGUGAACACGUGACCACUCUGAGGUUUCUAUUGUCAGACGAAAGUCUCCAACACAGAGAAGAAUUGCAGCAAAGAAUAGAGGUCUUACGAAAAUUGCGUUACGUGGACGCCAAUAACACAGUACAGCUGAAAGGAAGAGUAGCUUGCGAGAUCAGUAACCACGAGUUGAUCAUCACAGAACUUGUGUUUGAAAAUGCUUUCACCAAUCUGCAUCCAACGGAGAUUGUUGCUUUGUUGUCAUGCUUCGUGUUUCAACAGCGUCGAAGCAGUGAACCAUCCUUAACAAAGACACUAGAGGAGGGCAAGGAGUGCAUAUUAAAUAUGGCAGAACAAAUCGCUAACUUGCAGUCCGAGUGUGGUCUCAGUACUUCAGUACAAGAGUUUAAAGAACAAUACCGCUUUGGUUUAGUGGAAGCUGUGUUUGAAUGGGCAAGAGGAAUGCCUUUCUCUGAAAUAACUAACUUGACAGACGUCCAGGAAGGAAUUAUCGUUCGAUGUAUUCAACGACUGAACGAGACUUGUCGUGACGUCAGAAAUGCAGCUCGUAUUAUCGGGGAUCCAAAGCUUGGAGAGAAAAUGGAAGAAACAUCAACAAUGAUAAAGAGAGACAUUGUCUUCGCAGCGAGUCUCUACACCCAAUAGAUUAGAGACUGCAAAUAGAGAAAUUAUCUUAGCUUGCUGUUAACAACAGGUAGAACACUCGUGGGUAACAGUAAAGGCUUACGCCGAAAUCCCAACAGCGCGGAAAACCGACUGAGCCCGCGUGCUGCAGUCGGUUAAACAGUGGAGAUGUUGCUUUGCACCUAGAUGACAUCUUACAGGAUCCUACAGGAAGAAAUUGUUUCCUAUCCUCAAGCUGCCGAGUCAGUUUCUCGCUUCAUGCGUAGUGGUUGAACGAACGUUCUGAUAGUCUAUGGUCGAAAGCAAAUACCAGACAGAAAGAAUAUGUCGAGUCUUCGUCAGAAACAUUGCAAAGUAAUCUGACGUAUCUUAUGCAUUCGUGCUGACGCGAAACUCGUAGGGCACUGGUUCUAGUUUUGUCUUCUGUCACAAGACACUUACCCCACCCCUUCCUCCCUCACGUCCUACUGGACUAAUCAACAUCACUUUGGACAGUGAACGGUUGAAAA
Molecule: messenger RNA, 5162 nt
Organism: Orbicella faveolata
Lineage: Eukaryota; Metazoa; Cnidaria; Anthozoa; Scleractinia; Merulinidae
Product: superkiller complex protein 2-like
Biological process (GO): nuclear-transcribed mRNA catabolic process, 3'-5' exonucleolytic nonsense-mediated decay
Cellular component (GO): Ski complex
Molecular function (GO): ATP binding; RNA binding; RNA helicase activity
Source: RefSeq, a predicted model, not a curated record